GGAGAGGUCUCCCUAUGUAGUGGGCAGGUGCUGAAAAGGUUCAGUGGGGACUCCAGGCGCCCUGGGGUGGGGGCAGAGUCCCCCUGCAGCCUAGGCUGCUCUGAAGGGACGGGCAGUAUAGACAGCUUUGCAGCCAGGGUCCUGGGUUGCAGCCCCUAGGCAGUGACAUUAAAGCUUUUUGAGCCUGCUUUUCCUUGGAGAGCGGGGAGUAUUCCCUGCCCCAGCCUCAAGCAGCCCGCGCCUUUUGCUGACUUAUCGGCUCCAGCUGCAGACAGAUGGGCCCACACCCCUAACAGCAGAGCCCAGAGAGGACACGCUUGCCCCAUCACGGGUGUCAUCCCAGGGAAGGAAGCUGGAGCCCCUGCUCUCCUCCUCCUUGAGUCAGUACGUGUGUGGACGUGCAUGCACCUGGCCUCACCUGCGCCCAAGCCCUCCGGCCACCCUAGGACUGAGGUCAGUGCGGGAGCCCUUGGCCGGCUUGAGAUAGCCUCCGCCUCCAGGACCACUGGCUGCCCACAAGAGAUGAAGGAUGGCAUCCAAGGGGGCCGGCAUGUCCUUCUCCCGCAAGAACUACAGGCUGACCUCAGAUGCCGAGAAAUCCAGGGCCACAGGCAUUGUGCACGAAAAGCUACUGAAUGACUACCUGCACCGUGUCUUUUCCUCUCCUGACCAGGCACCCACUGCAGCCACCAGCAGGAAACCCCUGAACUUCCAGAACCUGCCGGAACACCUGGACCAGCUGCUGCAGGUGGACAGUGAGGAUGAGGAGAGCCAGGGACAGGCGGAAGGGCGGCUCGGCCCCUCCACUGUGGUGCUGGACCACACGAGUGGCUUCGAAGGGCUGCUGCUGGUGGACGAUGACCUCCUGGGGGUGAUCGGACACAGCAACUUCGGUACCAUCCGCUCGACCACGUGUGUGUACAAAGGGAAAUGGGUCUACGAGGUGCUCAUCUCCUCCCAGGGCCUCAUGCAGAUCGGCUGGUGCACCAUCAACUGCCGCUUCAACCAGGAGGAGGGGGUCGGAGACACGCACAACUCCUACGCCUAUGAUGGCAACCGGGUGCGCAAGUGGAACGUGACCACGACGAAUUACGGCAAGGCGUGGGCCGCGGGGGACAUCGUCAGCUGCCUGAUCGACCUGGACGACGGCGCUCUGUCCUUCUGCUUGAACGGCGUGUCGCUGGGCACCGCCUUCGAGAACUUCUCCCGGGGCCCGGGCAUGGCCUACUUCCCGGCCAUCAGCCUCUCCUUCAAGGAGUCCGUGGCCUUCAACUUCGGCAGCCGUCCUCUGCGCUACCCAGUAGCGGGCUACCGGCCCCUGCAGGACCCGCCGCGGGCCGACCUGGCGCGGGCGCAGAGGUUACUGGGCUGCUUCCGGGCAGUGCUCAGUGUGGAGCUGGACCCCGUGGAGGGGCGGCUGGUGGAGAAGGAGAGCUCGGAGUGGCAGCUGCAGGGCCAGCCCACCGUCCUGCUCACGCUGGCCCACAUCUUCCACCACUUUGCCCCGCUGCUGCGCAAGGUGUACCUGGUGGAGGCCGUGUUCACGAACUUCCUGCUGGGCGUCAUGGAGGCGGGCACCCCCACGCAGGCGCAGGCUGUGGUGCGCCAGGUCCUGGACCUCCUGUGGCUCUUCAUGGAGGACUACGAGGUGCACGACUGCCUCAAGCAGCUGAUGAUGUCCCUGCUGCGGCUGUACCGGUUCUCGCCCAUCGUCCCGGACCUGAGCCUGCAGGUCCGCUACCUGCAGCUCACCAUCGCCAUCCUGAAGCACGAGAAGUCCCGCAAGUUCCUGCUUAGCAACGUCCUCUUCGACGUGCUGCGGUCUGCUGUCUUCUUCCACAUCAAGAGCCCGCUGCGCGUGGAGGAGGCCGGCCUGCAGGAGCUCAUCCCCACCACCUGGUGGCCCCACCGCUCAGGACGGGAGGGCAAAGACGGCAAGGAGACCAAGGACGAGACGGCCGAGGAGCGGCUGCGAAGGCGUGCCUACGAGCGGGGCUGCCAGAGACUCAAGAAACGCAUCGAAGUGGUGGAAGAACUGCAGGUCCAGGUCCUGAAGCUGCUGUUGAACAAUAAAGAUGACAACGGGGGUGAAGCUUCCAGGUACAUCUUCCUGACCAAGUUCCGCAAGUUUCUGCAGGAGAAUGCCAGCAGCCGGGGGAACAUACCCCUGCUCUGCCCCCCCGAGUACAUGGUCUGCUUCCUGCACCGGCUGAUCUCUGCGCUGCGCUGCUACUGGGACGAGUACAAAGCUGCCAACCCCCACGCCUCCUACAGUGACGAGGCCUACGUCCCACCCCAGGUCUUCUAUAACGGCAAGGUGGACUACUUCGACCAGCAGCGCCUCGGAGGCCUCCUCUCACACCUUCGGAAGACCCUCAAGGAUGACCUUGCCUCCAAGGCCAACAUCCUGAUCGACCCGCUGGAGCUGCAGGCGGCCACCAUGGACGACCUGGACGAGGACGAGGAGCCGUCCCCGGCUGCGGCCCAGCGCCCCGUGCAGGCCCUGGCCAUUGGGGGCGCCCUGCCCCUGCCCCGGCCCGGCUGGCUCAGCUCUCCGACCCUGGGCCGCGCCAACCGCUUCCUCAGCACCGCGGCCGUGAGCCUGAUGACCCCCCGGCGGCCUCUGAGCACCGCGGAGAAGGUGAAGGUCCGCACGCUGAGCGCGGAGCAGAGGACCCGCGAGGACAUUGAAGGCAGCCACUGGAACGAGGGCCUGCUGCUGGGGCGGCCCCCCGAGGAGCCGGAGCAGCCCCUCACGGAGAACUCCCUGCUGGAGGUCCUGGACGGCGCCGUCAUGAUGUACAACCUCAGCGUCCACCAGCAGCUGGGCAAGAUGGUGGGCGUGUCGGACGAUGUCAACGAGUACGCGACGGCCCUGAGGAACACCGAGGAGAAGCUCCGCCGCUGCCCCGCACGGCGGCAGGACAUCCUUGCAGAGCUGACCAAGAGCCAGAAAGUUUUCUCAGAGAAGCUGGACCACCUGAGUCGCCGUCUUGCCUGGGUCCAUGCCACUGUCUACUCCCAGGAGAAGAUGCUGGACAUCUACUGGUUGCUGCGCGUCUGCCUGCGCACCAUCGAGCACGGCGACCGCACGGGGUCGCUCUUCGCCUUCCUGCCCGAGUUCUACCUGAGCGUGGCCAUCAACAGCUACAGCGCUCUCAAGAAUUACUUCGGCCCGGUGCACAGCAUGGAGGAGCUCCCUGGCUACGAAGAGACCCUGACCCGCCUGGCCGCCAUCCUUGCCAAACACUUCGCCGACAGCCGCAUCGUGGGCACUGACAUCCGGGACUCGCUGAUGCAGGCGCUGGCCAGCUACGUCUGCUACCCACACUCCCUGCGGGCCGUGGAGCGCAUUCCCGAGGAGCAGCGCAUCGCCAUGGUGAGGAGCCUCCUGGCCCCCUACGAGCAGCGGCCCUGGGCCCAGACCAACUGGAUCCUGGUGCGGCUCUGGAAGGGCUGCGGGUUCGGGUACCGCUACACGCGGCUGCCACACCUGCUGAAGAUCAAACCCGAGGACGCCAACUUGCCCAGCCUCCAGAAGCCCUGCCCCUCCACGCUGCUGCAGCAGCACAUGGCGGACCUGCUGCGCCAGGACCCGGACCUGGCGCCCAGCUUCCUCAACAGCGUCCUCAACCAGCUCAACUGGGCCUUCUCGGAGUUCAUCGGCAUGAUCCAGGAGAUCCAGCAGGCGGCUGAACGCCUGGAGAGGAACUUCGUGGACACCCGGCAGCUCAAGGUGUGUGCCACCUGCUUCGACCUCUCGGUCAGCCUGCUGCGUGUCCUGGAGAUGACCAUCACCCUGGUGCCCGAGGUGUUCCUCGACUGGACCCAGCCUGCCUCCGAGAUGCUGCUGCGCCGUCUGGCACAGCUACUGAACCAGGUGCUGAACCGGGUGACGGCUGAGAGGAACCUGUUUGACCGUGUGGUCACCCUGUGGCUUCCUGGCCUGGAAAGCGUGGACCACUACCCUAUCCUGGUGGCAGUGACAGGCAUCCUGGUGCGGCUGCUGGUGCAUGGCCCAGCCUCAGGGACAGAGAGAGCCACAUCAGUGCUGCUGGCCGACCCCUGCUUCCAGCUCCGCUCCAUCUGCUACCUUCUGGGGCAGCCGGAACCCCCUGCUCCUGGCACCGCCCUGCCUGCCCCUGACCGGAAGCGCUUUUCCCUACAGAGCUAUCCAGACUACAUCAGUGCUGAGGAGCUGGCCCAGGUGGAACAGAUGCUGGCCCACCUGACCUCUGCAUCUGCCCAGGCGGCAGCCGCCUCCCUGCCCACCAGCGAGGAGGACCUCUGCCCCAUCUGCUACGCUCACCCCAUUUCUGCUGUGUUCCAGCCCUGUGGCCACAAAUCCUGCAAAGCCUGCAUCAACCAGCACCUGAUGAACAAUAAGGACUGCUUUUUCUGCAAAGCCACCAUCGUGUCUGUAGAGGACUGGGACAAGGCAGCCAACUCGAGUGCCACUUCCUCAGCUGCCUAGGUUGGUCCCCACAGCAGGGGCCUCCGCGAGAGCCCAGGCCCAGGCUGGGCCCUAUUUACGAGCGCCCCUUGCCAGCCCCCACACCUCCCACCACCCAUCCCACCUUCCUGUCUGUGCGCAACCUCAGCGGUGGGAGCCCAGCCACACCCUCGUUGUGCCUGAGCUUGACUCUCAGUCGGGGCCACAGUGAGCAUUAAAUUAUUAUUCCAUACA
This is a messenger RNA of Phyllostomus hastatus (greater spear-nosed bat), 4687 nucleotides long. RefSeq names its product ring finger protein 123 (gene RNF123). The record is from RefSeq and is a predicted model, not a curated record. The transcript is spliced from 39 exons. Gene Ontology annotation, molecular function: ubiquitin-protein transferase activity; protein binding. Gene Ontology annotation, cellular component: cytoplasm. NCBI's taxonomy places the organism in Eukaryota, Metazoa, Chordata, Mammalia, Chiroptera, Phyllostomidae. Bases 530 to 4474 code for a protein of 1314 amino acids.